AUGAAUACACAAAGAUACACUAUCACCAUCUUCAUGCUGUUUGUCUUAAUUUUAGUUACGAAAAAUAUUGUAGUAUCGGCACCAGCGCCAGCACCUGAUACCAUGAGCACUACCACUGUGACGAACUUUGUUAAUAGUACUUGUUUGCAAAAUAAUGGUACAACUACAGCCAACGAUGCAACUGGUGCCAUAAAGACCGUGGUAACCGAUGCCACAACCUCAAGUUAA
Ambispora leptoticha is the source of this 228-nucleotide messenger RNA. NCBI's taxonomy places the organism in Eukaryota, Fungi, Glomeromycota, Glomeromycetes, Archaeosporales, Ambisporaceae. The record is from the annotation of a GenBank genome assembly.